GUGCAGGAAGUGAUCCUCUAAAGAUCGAAUGGUUCAGAAUGUGAACUUUUUUCCAGAUAAGUCGGUGCCGAGUAUCGAGAAGGCUGGGGACUCGAGACAUGAGUGGAUUUACCGGCGUCCGCUAACAAAGCAGACAGGGUGAAGAGGAGCAGCAGAAGUACCCUGCAAAAUGGCUAAAGAGAUGCGGGGCCAGUAUGAGCCGGUGGCGGAGAUUGGUGUUGGGGCCUAUGGCACGGUGUACAAGGCGAGAGAUCUCCAGAGUGGGAAAUUUGUGGCCCUCAAGAACGUACGAGUGCAGACCAAUGAGAACGGGCUCCCGCUUUCCACUGUCCGAGAGGUGGCUUUACUGAAACGUCUCGAGCACUUUGACCAUCCCAACAUUGUAAAGUUGAUGGAUGUUUGUGCUUCUGCCCGCACAGACCGUGAAACGAAAGUGACUCUUGUUUUUGAACAUGUGGAUCAAGACUUAAAGACCUACUUGAAGAAAGUUCCUCCUCCUGGCCUGCCUCUGGAGAAGAUUAAGGACCUAAUGAAGCAAUUCCUCUGUGGCCUGGAGUUCCUGCAUUUAAACUGCAUUGUUCACCGUGACCUGAAACCAGAAAACAUAUUGGUGACGAGUUCCGGGCAGGUGAAACUUGCAGAUUUUGGCCUGGCGCGAAUUUACAGCUGUCAGAUGGCUCUCACUCCUGUGGUGGUGACUUUGUGGUACAGGGCCCCCGAGGUACUGCUACAAUCCACAUAUGCUACUCCGGUUGACAUUUGGAGUGUGGGCUGUAUAUUUGCUGAGAUGUUCAGAAGAAAGCCCCUUUUUUGCGGAAAUUCAGAAGCAGACCAAUUGUGCAAAAUUUUUGACAUGAUUGGGCUACCAUCCGAGGAAGAGUGGCCAGUGGAUGUCACAUUGUCGCGCUCUGCCUUCUCACCAAGGAGUCAGCAGCCAGUGGAGGAUUUUGUCCCAGAAAUCGAUGCCACGGGGGCGCAGUUGUUGCUGGAAAUGCUGACCUUCAGCCCCGAAAGGCGAAUCUCUGCAUCCCAAGCUCUACAUCAUCCCUUUUUUACAGAUAACAUGGAGACUUUCCCCAACAAAGAACCCUUCGCUCAUGUCACAGCUGAUGAGGUGCAGUAGGGCUUCAACAAGCAGAAGCGGAGCAAAAGUGGACAGUAAACACGCUCUGCUCUCCAUUUGCUUGAGAGACAUUGUGUAGGAAGCAGAUGAGGAAGAAGAGA
This is a messenger RNA of Spea bombifrons (plains spadefoot toad), 1224 nucleotides long. RefSeq names its product cyclin dependent kinase 4 (gene CDK4). Bases 170 to 1123 code for a protein of 317 amino acids. Lineage: Eukaryota; Metazoa; Chordata; Amphibia; Anura; Pelobatidae. The transcript has 8 exons. Gene Ontology annotation, cellular component: cyclin-dependent protein kinase holoenzyme complex; nucleus; cytoplasm. The record is from RefSeq and is a predicted model, not a curated record. Gene Ontology annotation, biological process: regulation of gene expression; G1/S transition of mitotic cell cycle; protein phosphorylation. Gene Ontology annotation, molecular function: cyclin-dependent protein serine/threonine kinase activity; cyclin binding; ATP binding.